Messenger RNA from Rosa chinensis, 1620 nucleotides. RefSeq lists its product as uncharacterized. The coding region runs from base 1 to 1620 and encodes 539 amino acids. NCBI's taxonomy places the organism in Eukaryota, Viridiplantae, Streptophyta, Magnoliopsida, Rosales, Rosaceae. The record is from RefSeq and is a predicted model, not a curated record. The transcript has 6 exons. Gene Ontology annotation, molecular function: nucleic acid binding.
AUGUUGCCCGUGGCCACCGACCCUCUCACAAACAGGUACGAGGACCCCAGAGAUGAUACUGACUCUGACAAAGAACGACCCGGUGCAGUCGAAGACAUCGAAGAGGUCGUGCUAUCCGAGCAGUUCCCGGACAGGAUUGUCAAGAUAGGUACCAAAUUGGCCCCGACUAUUAGAGAAAACCUGAUCACGUUCCUCCGCUCUAAUGCAUCAGCUUUUGCUUGGUCGUACGAGGACAUGACCGGUAUACCAACCGACAUAGCCAUGCAAAAUCUUAGCAUUGUUCCUUUCUCAGAACUGGGAAGUGACAUAUCCCGGUGGUUGGCCAAUGUGGUCAUGGUACCAAAGAAGGCCUCGGGAUCAUGGCGCAUUGGGUACAACCAAAUUCGAAUGAACCCCGCAGACAAGGAGCACACCGCUUUCACCACAGACAAAGGUCUUUAUUGUUACCAGGUCAUGCCUUUCGGAUUGAAGAAUGCAGGUGCCACUUAUCAGCGACUUGUCAACUCCAUGUUUGCAGAUGUCAUUGGUAAUAUCAUGGAGCUUAACCCACAGAAAUGCACUUUCAGAGUUGAAGUUGGGAAGUUCCUCAGGUACAUCAUUAGCCACAGGGGAAUAGAAAUGAACCCAAAGAAGGUGCAGGCUAUAUUAGACAUGAUAUCCCCCACCUACCGGAACAAUGUCCAAUCCCUUACAGGUAAGGUGGCCGCCCUGUCAAGAUUCAUUUCAAGACUUACGGACAAGUGCACUCCUUUCUUCAAGUUACUAAAAACCCAACACGUCGAGGUAAUAGCCUGGUUUGCAGAGCACGAGGCUGCUUUUCUAAGCCUGAAGGCAUACUUGGCAGCGGUACCUCUGCUUUACAAACCCGUGCCCGGAGAAAUGCUUUACAUAUACCUUGCGGCAUCUUCCACAGCAGUAAGCUCAGCAUUGAUCAGACGAGAUUCUGAUUGCGUGUACCCGGUGUACUACGCUGGAAAAGGUUACACUGGUGCAGAAUCCAGGUACCCGGACAUUGAAAAGCCCCGGACAACAAUUAAGGGCCAGGCUGCAGCAGAUUUCAUUUAUGAGCUUAUUCCCCCUCAUGAUCCACCAUCGAGAACACCGGAACCACAAGCCCCGAACCCACAACCACCUAGCACUUGGCGAUUGUACGUUGACGGAGCAUCUAACAAAAAGAUAAGUGGCGCCGGCAUCUUGCUAAUCAGCCCGGAGGACCAAGUCUACGAGUACGCCCUCAAGUUUGCCUUCAAGGCAUCCAACAACGCCGUAGAGUACGAAGCACUCAUAGCAGGUCAGGGCAACUUCGAGGCAAAAGAGCCACACAUGUCUUCUUACCAAGCUCUAGCCAAGGCACUUGUUCAGAGAUGUACCUCUUACGUUAUCACUCAAAUACCUAGAGCAAAAAGUGACAAAGCAGAGGCCCUUGCAAAGAUUGCGGCUACUUCUCCAAGUCCAGCUUACGGGGAUACCAAGGUUGAAAUACUAGAAAAGCCGAGCACCUCUAAAGCGGUGUCAGAAAUAUUCACGGUGGACCACACUGACUCCUGGAUGGAUCUAAUCUUAAAGUACAUGGUCGACAGUCUGGCCUCGGACGAUAAGGUUGAGGCUAGGAGACUCUAA